This is a messenger RNA of Musa acuminata AAA Group (dessert banana), 1589 nucleotides long. Its product is annotated as gibberellin 20 oxidase 2-like. Bases 339 to 1475 code for a protein of 378 amino acids. The record is from RefSeq and is a predicted model, not a curated record. Lineage: Eukaryota; Viridiplantae; Streptophyta; Magnoliopsida; Zingiberales; Musaceae. Gene Ontology annotation, biological process: flower development; gibberellin biosynthetic process; unidimensional cell growth. Gene Ontology annotation, molecular function: gibberellin 20-oxidase activity. The transcript has 3 exons.
CGAGACUUGGAUCAAAGAGAUGAAAGCAAGGCAACAAGAGGGAGACGCUAUCAUAGGCGUCAGUUGCCCCAGCUUUUGGCUUCAGCUUCACAAGAGAUUCCCAUGCAGAAGCUUUCUUGGACCACGACAAUGGAAGUUCUACACCACUAACGCCCUUCAUUCUUAGCUUCAUUUAGCGUCAUCGAAUUUAUCCAAACUCACAAGUGUCUUAAACCCCUGUUUCCCUCUUCUUUACCAUCUCUCCUCGCCUUUUGUCGUCUUCUCCUUCCGCCCGUCGUUACAAAUAGCCCCACCAGUAACCCGAACCUUCGUUCACCGAUCUCAUCUCUUUGUCUUCCAUGGAUUCCGUCUCUCCUGUCACUUUAGACCUCAACAAGGAGGAAGGCCACUGCAGCAACGGUGCCAUCGUCUUCGACACCUCCUUCCUCCGGAGACAAGCUAAGAUACCCGAGUCAUUCGUCUGGCCUCGCAACGAGAGGCCUCACCCACUGGAGGAGCUCGAGGUGCCCGUCGUCGACCUCCGAGGACUCUUCGAGGGCGACGAGGCCUCCAUCAGCCGCGCGGCCGAGGCCAGCCGGGCCGCAUGCGUGCGCCACGGAUUCUUCCAAGUGAUCAACCAUAAGGUUGACGCGAAGGUCUCCGGCGACGCCCUUGACGCUGCCGGGGACUUCUUCAAGCUCCCCCUGAGCACCAAACUGAGGGCCCGGAGGCAGCCCGGGAGCGCGUGGGGCUACGUCGGAGCCCACGCCGAUCGCUUCGCCUCCAAGCUGCCGUGGAAGGAGACACUCACGUUCUGCUACGACUACGGCGAGCGCGGGGAUGGUGUCGUGGACUACUUCACGUCGAAGCUCGGGGAAGGAUUCGAGCCGAUGGGGAGGGUGUACCGGAGGUACUGUGAGGCCAUGAAGGAGCUGUCGCUGUCGAUCAUGGAGCUGCUGGGGAUCAGUCUGGGCGUGGGAAGGGAGUACUACAGGCAGUUCUUCGAGGACGGGAGCUCCAUCAUGAGGUGCAACAGCUACCCGCUGUGCCAAGAACCAGAGCUGGCGCUGGGGACGGGGCCUCACUGCGAUCCCACCGCGCUGACGAUUCUGCUGCAAGACCAAGUGGGCGGCCUGCAGGUGUUCACGGAGGGCAAAUGGCAGGCCGUUCGCCCCGUCCGGAGCGCGCUGGUCAUCAACAUCGGCGACACGUUCAUGGCAUUGUCCAACGGGAGGUACAAGAGCUGCCUCCACCGGGCGGUGGUCAACAGCGAGAGGGAGCGGCUGUCUUUGGCCUUCUUCGUGUGCCCGAGAGGUGACAGGGUGGUUCGGCCGCCAAGGGAGCUGCUGCUGCUACUGGAGGAGGAGGCGGUGCCGAGGGAGUUCCCCGACUUCACUUGGACGGAGCUGCUGGAGUUCACGCAGACCCACUACAGAGCAGACACCACCACGCUCCAAAACUUUGCCCGCCGCCGGUUCCUCGCCUCCCCACCCUAACCACCACCGACCGUUCGUCGGCAUACGUACAUUUGCCGUCGCUUUUUGACUCUUCACCUUCAUGUCCGGUUGCAUGCAUGCCCAUAGAGUUCACCUCCUCCCUUUCCUGCCAUG